UGUUAUUUCUCUGGUUUGCAGGUGUGCCAGUAGACGAAAAGAACCCGGACGAUGGCUACCAGGAUGACCAGGAUGGAGAUAGUGAUGACGAUGACGAAAACCCCCCGAUAGGACCUCCUCCUGUACUCAAGUCAAAGAAUAAGUCGUUCUCGGUGGUGGUAGGGGACAGUGUGAUGCUGCCUUGUCAUGUCGAGAAUCCAGUUUAUGCAGUGAUCAUGUGGUGGUUGGGCUCGAGCAUACUCUACACAGGUGACAUUCCGACCAGUCAGGCCAAGGAGCGCUCCAACAUACAACUGCUGUCCACUUCUCUCGCUCUCCAUCCACAACAUCCAAGAGGCCGCAUCGGUCAGUACCGCUGCGAGGUGAUCCUCAAGGCAUAA
This is a messenger RNA of Nilaparvata lugens (brown planthopper), 380 nucleotides long. RefSeq lists its product as uncharacterized. Lineage: Eukaryota; Metazoa; Arthropoda; Insecta; Hemiptera; Delphacidae. The record is from RefSeq and is a predicted model, not a curated record. The annotation marks the transcript as partial. The transcript is spliced from 2 exons.